GAUCCCUGUAAGUGGGCGUGAUAGUCUCUCCCAGUUCGAGGCUUUCUUGUUACCGGCAUUCCAUACUGGUGAGCGGUUGGAGAGUUCGGCGGUUUCACCAGUUUACCUCGCUCCGCGGUCUUCUCCUGACUUCCCCGGAUUAGGAGGAUCGAAGCCCCAGCACCCGGGAAACGUCCAUAGACUCUCGCUUCUUCCUCUCCGAUCUCCAGGCGACGACGAAAGGCCCCGGCGCUCCCAUCAUGGCUGACAACGACAAACUGGACAACCAGCGGCUGAAGAAUUUCAAGAACAAAGGCCGCGAUUUGGAGAGUAUGCGAAGACAGAGGAAUGAAGUAGUCGUCGAAUUAAGAAAGACUAAAAGGGAUGAACACUUGCUAAAAAGAAGAAAUGUUCCUAAUGAUGAUGUCUGUGAAGAUUCAGAUGCUGAUGCAGAUUUCAGAGUGCAAAAUACCUCUCUUGAAGCAAUUGUACAGAAUGCAUCCAGCGAUCAUCAGGGUAUUCAGCUUAGUGCUGUACAGGCUGCAAGAAAGCUCCUGUCUAGUGAUCGCAAUCCACCCAUUGAUGAUCUGAUAAAGUCUGGUAUCUUACCGAUCUUGGUUCACUGUCUAGAAAGGGACGAUAAUCCAUCUCUUCAGUUUGAAGCUGCUUGGGCCCUGACAAACAUUGCAUCCGGAACAUCUGAACAGACAAAAGCAGUGGUCCAAUCAAAUGCUGUGCCGUUAUUCUUGAGAUUAUUGCAUUCUCCUCAUCAAAAUGUGUGCGAACAGGCAGUGUGGGCCUUGGGGAAUAUAAUUGGUGAUGGACCUCAGUGCCGAGAUUAUGUAAUCAGCCUUGGUGUGGUGAAGCCAUUGUUGUCUUUCAUCAAUCCAUCAAUUCCCAUAACGUUCCUGCGAAAUGUUACCUGGGUAAUGGUGAAUCUGUGCCGCCAUAAAGAUCCACCACCACCUAUGGAGACGAUUCAGGAAAUCCUCCCAGCGCUGUGUGUCCUCAUUCACCAUACAGAUGUUAAUAUAUUGGUGGAUACCGUGUGGGCAUUGUCCUAUCUAACAGAUGCCGGAAAUGAGCAAAUCCAAAUGGUGAUAGAUUCUGGAAUAGUCACAAACUUGGUUCCUCUUCUAAGCAACCCAGAAGUAAAAGUGCAGACCGCUGCCCUGAGAGCUGUUGGAAACAUUGUUACCGGUACAGACGAACAGACACAGGUCGUUCUGAACUGUGAAGCUCUCAUGCAUUUCCCUGCGCUGCUUACACAUGUCAAGGAAAAGAUUAACAAGGAGGCUGUUUGGUUUUUAUCAAAUAUCACUGCUGGCAACCAACAACAAGUCCAGGCGGUAAUUGAUGCCAACCUUGUUCCGAUGAUAAUUCACCUGUUGGAUAAGGGUGAUUUCGGGACGCAGAAAGAAGCUGCAUGGGCGAUAAGCAACUUAACGAUCAGUGGAAGGAAAGAUCAAGUUGCAUAUCUUAUCCAGCAAAAUGUUAUCCCUCCAUUCUGCAGCUUGCUUACUGUAAAAGAUGCUCAAGUCAUACAAGUAGUGUUGGAUGGACUAAGCAACAUAUUAAAAAUGGCUGACGACGAGGCUGAAACCAUAGCGAAUCUUAUUGAGGAGUGUGGAGGCCUGGAAAAGAUCGAGCAACUACAGAGCCAUGAGAAUGAGGAUAUCUACAAGUUGGCUUUUGAAAUAAUUGACCAGUUCUUCUCAUCAGAUGAUAUUGAUGAAGAUUCUAGCCUUGUCCCAGAAGCAAUACAAGGAGGAACAUUCAAUUUCAAUUCAUCUGCCAACGUACCAGCGGAAGGUUUCCAGUUUUAGGAGGAAUGGUUGGAAGUUUUGGUACAGCGCAGCAAUGAAAACUGGUUUGAUCCAUCAAGCUUGGCUCAUGGGAUCUGCUGCUGCAUUAAAUCGGAGAAAGAAAUGUGCGGACUUCAUUUGGAAGACAGUACAGACCAAAUGAAGUCAAGAUGGCGAGUGGGUGCGAGUGAGAAUGAGUGGCAUAUGUAAUGAAAACUUCACUCCGAAUGCUUAUAUAGGUUGUGCAGGAAAGGGCUACAGGUCAAAGAUCUUCAGUGCCCGAGUUGGAACAUUGAUCUACCAGAGUAAAUGAGGAAAUGCAGUACUAUCAUCAUCAAGCCUUGUAAGCAUAAAAGAAAUCUAUGGGUAGGAUGCCCACAUAAGUCCAAGGAGAAUAAGCCCAGGCCUUGCUGAGAAGCUCCGUAUGAAUGGACAGCGUUGAAUGAAUGUCUGGACACAGCGUUGUGGAGCCAGGCUCAUUUUUCUGACUGUGAGGUUGUUCCCUCACCAAGCAGACUCCCAGUCAAGGAGUGGCGUGUGUACGAGAGUGUGGGUGUGGGUGCUGUAUGUGAACGCAUGCAAGCUUCAAUCGCCUUCAGGGCGUUGAUCCUAAAUCUGGAAAACAACAACAAGUUUCGAAGUGUUAACCUUACACUGGACAUGAAAACAGACCGGUUUAGCAGCAGAUUUUGUUUUUUUCCUGCAGCCUGUGUGCUUUAUUUUACUUUUUAUUUCUUUUUUUUUUUUCUCUUUUUAAUUUCAAGUCUAGCUUUUUUUUUUUUUUUUUUAAGUUGCUUGUAAAAUAAGGAAACUGAUGAAGGUAAUAACCCUGUGCAUUUGCACCAGAUGAAUGUUGAUGUUAUGCAAGCUGUUCCAUAUCAUCAAUUGUAUAAAAAGAAUCUGCAUGACAAAUGAGGAUCAUCGCUAGAUAUUGACUGUUUUUCGCAGUACUAGAGCUGCCCAUAUAAUAAAAAAGUAGAAAGUUAGUGGUUAGGCCACCUUUUCAUUUUCAAAGAUAACAUGACUUAUAUUUGCAUGUUUAUCGACAGCAUAGUUUAAUUUUUAGGAACAUUUUGUUGAGUCCUGUACAUACGUUUUCAGUUGUGGUAGAAACUGUGCUGUGUUUCAGUCCUAUUUGUUUUCAAACUUUGUUUUCUAUGAAAAUGAUAUGGAAACGUCUGAACUUAAAUUUGGUGCAUAUGUACUGCUACGCUUGGAUUGUUAGGCGAUGUGAUUAGAUAUAUAACUCAGUUCAUGGGUUUCGACACACUUAAUAGCCGUCUGAGUGUCAGGGGUCUUAAGAAUUGUCUGCUGGCACACGGAGGGUUAAUCACGCUUGGGCAGUUCCACUGUUUUAGAAUCUUCUUUUUUUUUUUAUUAUCUUAGAUGUAGGCAGCCAUGAACAAUCUCUAUUUUGAGCCACUUUAGGGAGGAUUUUUAUAUACAUAUAUAUAAAAAAAAAACUUGCAUUAAUUGCAUGCAAGGGUCUUUUUAAUUCGAAGGCUUGGCCUCUGUCUGAGGUAAAAACAAAAACACAAAACACUAAAUUAAAAGCGAAGAUAAUUUGUGGAAUGAAACUCUUUAUAAGGUGGCUCAUUGUAGGUAAUGCUGUGCCUUCUUCUUGAGCACAAGUGUUGCAUGAACUUGCAAUUUGCUAUUAAAGACAUUAAAAGUUAGCCGCCAUUAGCAUCGAUAUCUAUAUCUUGUGUUUAAAGUUUAUCUGGUGAUUCUGAAACACUGUAGAAUGGAGAUUAUUUUGUGAUCCUAUUUCUUUGUUGGAUUAGAGUAUUUUUGCAGCAUUCCUUGUCAUCUGAAACAUGGUUCAAGUUUAAAACGAGACUGAAUAACGCUAGCUUGUUAACAUAUUAAUGUAGACGGCAAGCUAAGGCUGUUGUGGGGAAAUAAAGCGUAAACCUUAAGACAA
Spea bombifrons (plains spadefoot toad) is the source of this 3708-nucleotide messenger RNA. RefSeq names its product karyopherin subunit alpha 4 (gene KPNA4). Gene Ontology annotation, molecular function: nuclear import signal receptor activity; protein binding. Gene Ontology annotation, cellular component: nucleus; cytoplasm; nucleoplasm. The transcript is spliced from 17 exons. Gene Ontology annotation, biological process: NLS-bearing protein import into nucleus. The coding region runs from base 240 to 1805 and encodes 521 amino acids. The record is from RefSeq and is a predicted model, not a curated record. NCBI's taxonomy places the organism in Eukaryota, Metazoa, Chordata, Amphibia, Anura, Pelobatidae.